Tripterygium wilfordii is the source of this 828-nucleotide messenger RNA. Its product is annotated as methylesterase 17-like. The coding region runs from base 139 to 828 and encodes 229 amino acids. The transcript is spliced from 4 exons. The record is from RefSeq and is a predicted model, not a curated record. Gene Ontology annotation, molecular function: methyl salicylate esterase activity; methyl jasmonate esterase activity; methyl indole-3-acetate esterase activity. Lineage: Eukaryota; Viridiplantae; Streptophyta; Magnoliopsida; Celastrales; Celastraceae. Gene Ontology annotation, biological process: jasmonic acid metabolic process; salicylic acid metabolic process.
UCAUCACCUCCAAUCCGACAUUGCUACCCCACUUACGGAGAGAGAAUCCCAUACCCAUAAAGAUGAAAAGUAAAGCUGCAAAAACAAGCUUGAAGAGUUGAAAGGAUAAUAGAUCCAAAGAAAAAGGAGCAAUCAUAUAUGCAUUUCGUUCUAGUCCAUGGAGCUGGGCAUGGAGCCUGGUGCUGGUACAAGAUCCGGUGUCUCAUGGAAGCAUCCGGCUAUAAGGUCACAUGCCUUGACCUUAAGAGCGCCGGAGUUGACCUUGCCGAUCGCAACUAUGUCUCCACUUUUGAUGAGUAUAAUCAACCUCUAACCAAUUUCAUCUCAAAUUUGCCUCAAAACCAUAAGGUUUGCUUGGUAGCACACAAUGCAUCAGGUGCGAACAUAACUGACGCCAUGUACAGAUUUCCCGAGAAAAUUCAUGUGGCCAUUUAUAUUGCAGCUAACAUGUGGAAACAUGGGUCUCCUGGUGUUGAUGUCAAACUUAAACAACCCCAAAGAGAUAUAUAUGAGUUCGAAUAUGCAUUUGGUCCUGAUCAACCUCCAACCAGUGUCAAAGUAAACGAGAAGCUUCGUCACAAACUUCUCUACUCUAUUGAGUCCGAAGGAGCCGGGGCACGGAAAUAUCUGGACGGUCCAGGUGAUGGCAGCGUGCCACCACGUGUUUUCAUCAAGACAGUCCAUGAUCAAAUGGCAAUUCCUGAAAAUCAAGAUGCAAUGAUAGAAAGCUGGCCACCAUCUAACGUGUAUGAAGUGGAGAGUGAUCACAGCCCUUUCUUCUCCACCCCAUUUGCUCUCUUUAGCCUUCUAGUUAAGGCAGCCACUUAG